Molecule: messenger RNA, 960 nt
Organism: Anthostomella pinea
Lineage: Eukaryota; Fungi; Ascomycota; Sordariomycetes; Xylariales; Xylariaceae
Source: the annotation of a GenBank genome assembly
AUGGUCGACCGUCCCAACAAGCCGACCGCGCUGGCGACCACGCCCGGCCUGCCGCCCCAGCCCCAGGUCAACUUCACGCACAACAACUCGCGCGUCUCGGCCGUGCUGCCCUCGGGCGAGAGCGUCGAGGUGCUCCUGUUCGGCGCCACCGUCAUCAGCUGGAAGGACUGCGCCGGUAACGAGAAGCUCUGGCUGUCCGACGUUGCCAAGCUCGACGGCUCCAAGGCCGUGAGAGGAGGUAUCCCCCUGGUCUUUCCCGUAUUCGGCACGGCACCCGACCACGCCGCAACCUCGAAGCUGCCGUCGCACGGCUUUGCGCGCAACACGAAGUGGGAGUUCCUGGGCAGGUCGAGUUCCGAGUCGUCGCCCUCGACCGGCGCCUCCGAUGCCUCCAUCAAGCUCGACUUCGGUCUCUCGUCCGCCACCCUCGACGACAAGUCCAAGGAGCUGUGGCCCUACACCUUCUCGGCCAUCUACAGCGUCACUCUGACCCCGGACAGCUUGGGAACUGGCAUCGUCGUUACGAACGAUGGGGACAAGCCCUUUGAAUGCCAGGUUCUGAUGCACACCUAUCUACGGGUCAAGGACAUCGCUAAGGUCGAAGUCACCGGCCUUGAAGACUCCGAGUACAUCGACAAGGUCGACGGUGCCAAGACCAAGAAACAGUCGGGCGCCAUCACCAUCACGGGCGAGACGGAUCGGGUAUACCAGCCGGCUAAGGGCCCCUCGGAGCCCGUCGUCGUCAUCGAGAGCGGCGAGACGGUCUUCAGCGUCGUGCGCGACAACCUUAAGGACGUUGUGGUGUGGAACCCGUGGACCGAAAAGGCCGCCGGCAUGGGCGACUUCGAGCCCAAGACGGGCUGGAAGAACAUGAUCUGCGUCGAGGCCGGCUCCGUUCGGGGCUGGACGGCCCUCGAGCCCAACGACACGUACCAGGGCGCCCAGACCAUCUCCGUCUGA